AAAUACUUUUGACAAUACCCGAAUCAAUUUUUUCAAACGAAGUUAUAUGCAAGAUUUGUCGAUUUUUUCACAAUUAUGUGCCUAAUUUGAUACAUUUAGAAGUUUAGUAUGGCUCCAAAGAAGCAGAAGGAUGCGUCUAAAUCGCGGGCCAAUCUCGCUGACGAUGAGGCAUUGGAGUGGCUCAAGCCACGCGUACUCAUCAAACCAGAUGAUCAGGACUUCGUGCCGGAAGCUGAACUUGAAGAAGAAGUAGGUCGUAUAUUAACAACAAUAAAUCCUCAAUGGGUACCAGUAGAGGUGGCAUAUCACUACGGGCAAGGCAAGUUCAUUACGAAGCCUAUGCCGAUUUUUGGGAAAGCCUACCCACUGUACGUGUACCAAGGCACCGCAAUACGAAAAGAUUCUGAUGAGGCACAGGCACAAAUCGCUGCCGGAUAUGGCAUGGUUGGUUUUGAUGACGCGGGUCCUAAACGUGCUAAAGUUAAAAAAACUGCUGCUGAAGAAGAAGAGGAAGAGGAACCGGAAGCGGAACAGCCGCCCGUCGAAGAAGCUAAACUAGAAGAGGAGGUAGCAGCUGAAGAGGAAGUUCCAGAAGUAGUAGAAGCUCCACCAGAGCCAGAUGUGCAGGAUGAACAGGAAGCUGUACAAGAAGAAGUCGAAGAACCGGAACCAGAAGAGAAACAGGAGGCAGCCGUGGAAGAAGAAGUCAUUGCGGUAAAGCCGCGAGUCAGGAAGCUGGCCAACCAGUUCAACUUUUGCGAACGAGCUGCUCUAACUUACAACUUCCCUCGCCGCUCUGUCGAAACACAAACAGUCCCGCCGCCAAGAGCAAACUUCGGCUCUACCGCUCUACAAUGCAUUAUAUUCGACUUCUACCAAGAGGAUUACGCAAGAAAGAUGCGUGAAAAAGAAGAAGAAAAACCGAAAAGGCUUCGUAAGAAAAAAGAGAAGCACGCGAAAUCUGCUCAGCAAAUCCACGACGAACAGUUGGCACAGCGCAUCCGCGAGGCGUGGGCCAUACUCGAACGCCUCGUCAAUCAGAACAUUUACGACGACAUCGCUCAAGACUACCGUUACUGGGAUGAUCCGUCGGACGAGUUCCGCGAGGGCAUGGGCUCGCUGCUGCCGCUAUGGCGGGUCCAGUUCGAGCCGAUGCGCAGCCACGCCGUCUGCGACAUGCAAUGGAACCCCCACUAUCAGGAUUUGUUCGCUGUUGCUUACGGCUCCUUGGACUUCACCAAGCAGCAGAAGGAAGGAUGCGUGUGCCUGUACAGCAUCAAGAACCCCGCGUUCCCGGAGUAUGCGGUUAUCACAGAGUCGCCGAUCAUCUGUAUUGAUGUGUACAAGGAGACGCCUUAUCUCAUCUGUGUUGGUUGUUAUGAUGGAAACGUGUGCGUGUACAACGCACAGCUCACCCUAGAGGCUUCCUAUCAGUACAAGUCGGAUUCUGUCCGGGACAAGCACAGUAAUAUUGUGUGGGAGGUUCGUUGGGGGGAGCGGUUGAUUGACGGUGAAGCGUCAUUCUUCUCUGUGUCUGGUGAUGGGCGCGUGGUUCAGUGGGCGGUGAUGCCAGGCGAGCUGCGCGCCACCACUAUCAUAGAAUUGCGCGCGCCCGCGGCACCAGUACCUGGACCCGACGGCACACUUAUCGCUGUUAAUAGUUGCGGCAGCAGUAUCUGCUUCCACCCGGAGAAGGCAGAUAUCUUUCUGGUGGGCACUGAAGACGGCGCGAUCCAUACCUGCUCGCUUAAAUACAACCGCAGCUACGUGCGCACCUGCCAGGCGCAUCACAUGCCCGUUUACCGCAUCAACUAUAAUUACUUCAACAACACCAUUUACGCAUCCUGCUCAGGAGAUUGGAGAGUCAAGAUAUGGGAGGACGGCCGCGAGGAGCCGCUCUUCAUGUUCGAGUUGGGUUCGCCGGUGGGUGACGUCAAAUGGGCGCCAUACUCCAGCACUGUGUUCGCUGCAUGCACCGCCGACGGGAAGGUGUACGUAUUCGAUCUGAAUGUGAAUAAAUACCGACCGAUUUGCGUGCAAGCUGUCGUAUCGAAGAAGACAAAGAAAUUGACGAGGCUUGAUUUUAAUCCGAAACUACCCGUUAUUGUAUGCGGCGAUACCAAGGGCACGUGUCAUGUACUAAAAUUGUCGCCUAAUUUGCGGGUUAUGGUAAAACCACCAAAGAAAGCUCUUACUACUGACCAAAGGACUUUGCAGAUAAUGAAACUAGACAAACUUUUGACUCUAGUUAGAGACCCGCCGUUCACACCUGGAGUUGUCGACGAAAAGUUUGAAGAUGAUUAAUAUUUAAUAAUGUUAACAUUUCAUAUUUAAUUAAAAUAAAACAUUUUGUUUUUUA
Molecule: messenger RNA, 2359 nt
Organism: Papilio polytes (common Mormon)
Lineage: Eukaryota; Metazoa; Arthropoda; Insecta; Lepidoptera; Papilionidae
Product: dynein intermediate chain 2, ciliary
Exons: 17
Coding region: 109-2304 (731 amino acids)
Biological process (GO): outer dynein arm assembly; cilium movement
Cellular component (GO): outer dynein arm
Molecular function (GO): dynein heavy chain binding; dynein light chain binding
Source: RefSeq, a predicted model, not a curated record